Filobasidium floriforme is the source of this 2065-nucleotide messenger RNA. RefSeq names its product putative dihydroxyacetone kinase 1. The record is from RefSeq and is a predicted model, not a curated record. Gene Ontology annotation, molecular function: glycerone kinase activity; ATP binding. The transcript has 8 exons. Gene Ontology annotation, biological process: glycerol catabolic process. Lineage: Eukaryota; Fungi; Basidiomycota; Tremellomycetes; Filobasidiales; Filobasidiaceae. The coding region runs from base 113 to 1972 and encodes 619 amino acids. Gene Ontology annotation, cellular component: cytosol.
UCUGUAUAUAUCUUCAGCUACAGCUCUUAUGAGGUUGACAAGGAUUACUGACUACACUACCUUGCCAUAAUAAGAGUCAUAGUUUACCUGCCAUCGCGAUAGACCUCUCACCAUGAACAAGCACGUCGUCAACGAUCCUCGAACCUUGGCACUCGAUUCCCUGCGAGGUCUCGUGACGAGCCAUCCCGACCUCGAACUGGACGAGAAUUACAGGGUCGUCAAGCGAGGAUCUGGAACCAGCCGACCGAUAUCUGAAAAGGUCCAGCUAGUCUCGGGAGGAGGAUCGGGCCAUGAGCCUUCUUUCGCUGGGAUGGUUGGCACUGGAUUGUUGGACGCCUCUGUCUGCGGAAAUGUGUUUGCGAGCCCCAACGUGGGUCAGAUCCGACGAGGCGUCGAACUCGUCUCUACGGGUGCGACUUCGGAAUCGACCAACAAGGGAGUGCUGAUGAUCAUCAUGCGAUACACCGGAGAUGUGCUUCAAUUUGCCCUUACUCUCGAACAUUCCCGCUCAACGAAUCCGUCCCUUCCCAUCUCGCUCAUCGUAGUAGGUGACGACGUCUCGGUGACCCGUACGCAGGGCACCAUCGUCGGCCGGCGCGGGCUGGCGGGGACCGUGCUCGUACAUAAGUUGGCUGGGGCUAUGGCAGAGCGAGGAGAUGACCUCGAGGCCAUCACGACUCGCCUGAACGGUAUCCUCGGAAACAUCGGGACUUGUGGGGUUGGUCUGGGUCAUUGUAGCGUCCCCGGCUCUGGCGGGGGCGACGGCGACGACGACGAAGAAGAACAGGCUCAUCUCGCCGCAGACCACGUCGAGAUCGGGAUGGGCAUCCACAACGAACCCGGCGUCUUGACGAUCCCCCUUACGAAGGCUUCCGAGCUCGUCCCCCGUCUCCUGGAAUACAUCACCUCGACGUCUGACAAGGAACGCAGCUUCGUCCCGUUCCAGCACGAUGGCAAGGACGAAGUCGUCCUGCUCGUCAACAAUCUCGGCGGGAUAAGCGAGGUCGAGAUGGGACUUAUCGCCAGAGAGGCCAUUACGACGCUGCAAGGUCAAGGGAUCCGAGUGAGACGUGUCGGUACCGGCAAAUACAUGACUUCGUUGAAUCUGCCUGGUUUCUCGUUGACGACCCUGUUGUUGCCUCGUGAAAGCGGUUCGGCGACGACCCUCUCGUCGGACCAGGUAAUCGAGCUCCUGGAUGCGCCGGCUGUCGCACCGGGCUGGAUUCCCUUGUAUGAGCCCAGGGAACUCUCGGAUUGUCUUGUCCAAUUGCGAGAAAAGUCAGCGGCACCUGCAACUGCCAGCAAGACCAGGCGCGAGAUACCUUUUGCGCAGGACGGCUCGACGCUCUUCUCUAAUGCAGUCAAAUCGGCUUGUGAGAGUGUCAUCCAGGCUGAACCGGAGAUCACGAAAUACGACACGAUUGCAGGUGAUGGAGACUGUGGUACCUGUCUCAAAGCCGGUGCCGAAGAGAUUCUCAAAGCAUUCGACCAGGGUCUGAUAUCGGAACAGGACGUGCCAUCCGCCAUCCUUGGACUAGCUGAAGCUAUGGAACGGGUCAUGGACGGUACCUCCGGUGCCCUUUAUUCGAUCACGUUCAACGCUUUGGCUGCCGGUUUCCACAACCAGGAUAUCAAGUCGGGGCCGACAGCGAGAAACUGGGCGAUCGCUCUCUCCCACGCUUUGGAAUCGCUCUACAAGUACACCAACGCCCGUCCACCUUCCAGGACGCUGGUCGAUCCUCUCGAUGCCUUCACAAGCGCCUUUGCUGAGUCCGAAGGGUCCGAUCUCGAUGGUGCUGUCAGCCGGGCGAGGGAGGCAGCUGAGAAGACCAAGGACUUGGUCGCCAAGGCAGGAAGAGCCGCCUAUGUCGGUCAGGAGACGCUCAAGGAUCGUCAAGUCCCGGAUCCAGGUGCUUGGGGAGUUGUGAAGAUCUUGGAGGGACUGCAAAAAGUUUUGUCAGGUGGAAAGUGAUGGGCCGGUCGUGACAUAUUUUGUACCGUCAACCCGAAUGGGACUGUAUACGUCUGAGUGCAAUAACGCAGAUCCAUUCUUAUGCUACUUGUC